Molecule: messenger RNA, 4003 nt
Organism: Penicillium subrubescens
Lineage: Eukaryota; Fungi; Ascomycota; Eurotiomycetes; Eurotiales; Aspergillaceae
Product: putative RNA interference and gene silencing protein (Qde2)
Exons: 4
Coding region: 141-3392 (1083 amino acids)
Molecular function (GO): RNA binding; protein binding
Source: RefSeq, a predicted model, not a curated record
AACUUCACCUCUCUCUCUCUACUUCUCUACUUCUCUUACUUCUCUACUCUCACUUCUCACAUCACAUCACUUCUUCCCUGUCUUAAUCCUGUUACCAUCUACUGUUAGAUUCCUAUUGCAGCUUCUCUUAACUUGACAUCAUGUCAGAUCAACCCCGCCCCCGCGGCGGUGGUCGCGGUCAAAACUAUCGUGGCGGAGACCGUGGAGACCGCGGAGGUGGUCGCGGAGGAGGUCGUGGCCGAGGGGAUUUCCAAAAUCUCCCCUUCCGCCCUUCUGGGGGUGACCGGGGUGGCAAUCGUGGAUAUGGCGAUCGCGGUGGUCGCGGUGGUGAUCGGGGCGGCCGUGGAGACUAUCGGGGUCGUGGCAAUGAUCGUGGAGACUAUCGGGGUCGUGGCAAUGAUCGUGGAGACUAUCGGGGUCGUGGCAAUGAUCGUGGAGGUUAUGGAGGCCGUGGCAAUGAUCGUGGUGGUUAUGGAGGCCGUGGAGGCCGAGGAGGUGGUGGUGGCCCUCGGAUCUACAAUGAGGGCAAGCCUAUCACCCCACCUGAUGCUACGGUCAUCAAGACAGAAGAUGCCAUGGCCAAGGCGCUUGUUGCAAGUCGCCAGAAGAAUGCAAAGAACCCUGCUCAGGCAUAUCCCGACCGGCCAGGAUACGGCACUCUCGGUCGGCCUGUCACGCUCUAUGCUAAUUACCUGCCUCUGACCUCGGUGGGCAAACCAAUCUAUCGCUAUCAUGUCGCCAUCGCCGCAGAGGGCGGACGAGAGCCUGCUGGCAGAAAGGCACGACAGAUCGUGCGUCUCCUGCUGGAGGAACAUUAUUCUGCCAACUUGAAGAGCAUUGCAACCGACUACCGGUCAACUCUCCUCUCCGUCACCAAGCUCACUGAAGGCCAACUCGAUGUGCGCUACAAGGACGAGAACGAUGAGGAAUAUUCCGAAAACCCAAAGGUCUUCAAGGUCACCGUUCAACACACUGGUGACAUCAACCCCGCCGACUUGAUCAACUACCUCACCUCCACCAAUGCAGGUGACAUGCUGACCUCCAAGCCCGAAAUUGUCCAGGCUCUGAAUGUGAUUCUCGGCCACCAUCCCAAGACAGAACGCUCGGUCGCCUCCAUCGGCGGCAAUAGACAUUACAGCCUUCAGCAAGGCCUCAUGGAAAAGGCCACCCUUGAGGGCGGUCUGGAGGUGCUACGCGGUUUCUUCGUCAGUGUGCGUGCUGCCACAGCCCGUGUCUUGUUGAAUGUCCAAGUCAAAUACUUGGCCUGCUACAAAUCGGGCCCCUUGGCAUGGACCUUGAGAGAGUGGAUGGAUGCCAACCGCAAUCAGAGUCUCUACCGACUCGAAGCCUUUGUGAAGCGCAUGCGCGUUUGCCCUACACACAUCAAGCGCAAGAGCAAGAAUGGCAAAGAACGGCCCGCUCGCGUGAAGACCAUCUCGGGUCUGGCCACCCCUCGCGAUGGUGGCACAUCAGCCAACAAGCCACAGGUGAAGAACUACGGAUCUGGUCCCCACGAUGUUAGGUUCUUCUUGGAGGCACCUGGCUCGCAGUCUACAUCACCUGGAAAUGGGGAAGGCAAGGGCAAAAGGGGCAAAAAGGCCGCUCCCAAGGCUGGCCCAGCUCGAGCCGGUCAAUACAUCAGUGUUGCUGAUUUCUUCAAGCAAGAGUACGGCCUCGCCGUGGAUCCUGACCUCCCUGUGGUCAACGUUGGAACUCGAGAGAAGCCUGUCUACCUUCCUGCGGAUGUUUGCGAUGUUGAGGCUGGUCAACCAGUCAAAACCAAACUCUCCCCAAAACAGACUCAGAACAUGCUCAGAUUCGCUGUCAUGCAUCGUACGCCAGCACAGAAUGCUGAGUCCAUUGCCACGAAAGGUGUUGGUUUAUUGGGAAUCGGUCAACCACUAAACGCCACCCUGGCUUCCUUCGGCGUCAACUUAGGUAACAACCUGAUCACGGUGCAGGGCCGUGUCCUGCCAGCACCCCCCAUCAUGUACGCCAAGCAGAAAGUGCUUCAGGCCAGGGGUGGCAGCUGGAACAUGCAGUCCAUUCAGUUCUCUAAGCCUGCUACACUCAAGAACUGGACUUGGCUUUGUAUCGACUCUAACAGGCCCGGUCUCACCCAAGAAAGUCUGAAUCAUGCACUAUCUGGGUUUACCCUGACUCUCCGAGAAAUGGGCAUCGCGGUUGAUCAGCCGAAGCCAGGAAUUAGGCUCGUGUAUCAAUGGAAUGUCGACAACGCUCCGGCUAUCGAAAGGGCCGUACGUGAACUGCAACAGAAGCACCAACCCCAGCUCAUUUUGGGUAUCCUUUUUGCCAAGGAAGCCCAGGUCUACAACAUUGUCAAGCAGGUCUGCGACGUCCGCUGUGGUGUACAAAAUGUGAACGUGCAAGCCGAAAAGCUCUCGAAACCUGGCGGUCCUGGCCCUCAAUACUGGGCAAAUGUAGGCCUCAAGGUUAACCUCAAGCUGGGUGGUGCCAACCAAACCCUUCGAAACUCGGAUAUGGGCUUCUUCGCCGAUGGCAAGACCAUGCUCGUUGGUCUCGACGUUACUCACCCCUCCCCCGGUUCCACCAGUUCCGCACCCAGUGUGGUCGGCAUCGUCGCCUCGGUCGAUGCGCAACUAGCACAGUGGCCCGCAGACAUCCGCAUCCAGCCCGCGCGCCAGGAAAUGGUUUCUGACCUGGACGCCCUUCUCCAAUCCCGCAUCAGGAUCUGGGCAAAUCACAACCAGGGCAAGUUCCCAGAGAACAUCGUCGUCUAUCGUGACGGCGUGUCAGAGGGCCAAUACGACACAGUCAUUGAGAAAGAACUGCCCCUCCUCAAGAAAGCCUGCCAAACCAUCUACCCAGCCUCCGACACCAAGAAGGGUCUUCCCCGCAUGGCCAUCGUCAUCGUCGGAAAACGCCACAACACCCGCUUCUACCCAACAAACGAGAGUGAAACCGAGCGCUCCGCCAACCCCCAGCCCGGCACCAUCGUCGACCGCGGCAUCUCCGAGUCCCGCCACUGGGACUUCUACCUGCAAGCCCACUCCGCGCUCCAGGGCACCGCCCGUCCCGCCCACUACUUCACCGUCUGGGACGAGAUCUUCUACCCACUGCACCCAAGCGUGGCACCCGGUGCCGGCGCCGCUGACAAACUCCAGGACCUGACACACAAGAUGUGCUACCUCUUCGGCCGGGCCACCAAGGCUGUUAGUGUGUGUCCGCCCGCCUACUACGCCGAUCUCGUCUGCACCCGCGCUCGCUGCUACAUGAGCGGUCUCUUCGACCCAACUCCCAGUGGUACUCCGGCGGGUAGUGUCGUCGGUGGAGAAAGUGGUGAGCGUGCUCCCGAGGCCAGCCAGGCAACUGUUCACCAUAGCGUCAAGAAUUCCAUGUUCUACAUUUAAGCGAAAGUAUUUCAAUCAUUGGGUUGGUUGGGAGGGCGAUUGCAAUAUUUUUUACUUUUUUGUGAAUGUGUCGGGCAUUUGGAUGCCUACUUUUCUCUUGGGCUGGAAUUGAAUCCAUCCUUCCUGGUCUGCGAUUUAUUGUGGUCAUGUUGUUCUUGAAGUUCUUGGUUUCUCCUUGGCUUCUUGUGACUCUGGAUGUCGCUGUCCUUCGGAAUUUUGGUUGUAUUAUUAUUGCGGCUUUGGAGCCGCCAUCUUACCUUUUGGGGCUGCUUUUCUUCUGGCUUUAGAAGCCGCUAACCUUGGGUUUCUGGCACUGCUUUUUCUGCGGUUUAGGUGCCGCGGACCUUGUUUCGGUUUCAGUGUCUCUGCGGCUUUGGAUGUCGUUCUCCUCAGGAUGUCGACGCUGCUCUCUCUACGGCUUUGGAUGCCGCAGUUUCCGAUGUUUCCCGGCGCUGCUGUCUUCGCAGCUCUGGGUUCCGCGUUCCUUUUGCUAUUGAUUUUCGAUUCCCCUCGGAUACUUGGAGAUCUAUCACGGACUAUUGGACCUUGGAUCUGUGGUUUGACUCUUUGUUAAGUUUUACGUAGCAUAGAAAUUGGAAAUUGAUCCUUAC